AUGGCCAAUAUUUUUCGACGUCUACGCAAGGGCAUCAAGUCCCGACGGUCCUCUAAGGACGAAUAUACCAAACUUGCCGAGCUAGAACAAGAAUUGUCUCGAGCCAUCAAUGCAGUAUGCGAGCUUCAGACGCGGCUCGCAGAGCAUGAUUUUAUGCUCGCGCACACCACCUCAAGUAACCCCACUCUCGCUAUUCCCUCUCUAGAAUCUGGUUCUCAAUCUCUGUCUGACAUUCCUAGAACAAUUUCGCCAACAGAAAUAACGCCAACCUCUAUUGAUGAUAUCUGGCUCUGUUCAUACAGUGGCACAUUACUCGUAGAUGCAGAAGAGCGGUGGAAACGUGAUGACCCAGAGCUUGCAAUGGAACUUGCCUCGCGGGUUAUUAGUCAUAACCCCUUUCUGUGCGAACUUGAUGAGAUGCGAUGUCGACUUUUUAUUGCUGCCGUUCAACACUAUCUUUGCCAAUAUAAAGAGUCCAUGAUGAGCCUUGAGACGAUUAUGCAAAUUAACGACUGCUAUGCCGUCUUGAACAACCCAGAAUCUAGCAUUAUAACCGGCAUUACUCAUUUUAUCAAAGGAAUGAACCUCAUGAAACUUGCAAGGUUCCCGGAGGCUUACGUGACGCUUUCACGAGCACUAAAAAUACCAGGCUACAGCGAAAAGGCCCGUGAGAUUCAAAAGGAAGCUGUCAUUGAAUUUACUCGCAGAGAGGCUGCUGAGUUUGAUCACUCGCCGGCAGCGUCUACCCACGCAUUAUUAGACUGGGAAGAUAGUGAAUCAUCUUGA
Molecule: messenger RNA, 786 nt
Organism: Penicillium samsonianum
Lineage: Eukaryota; Fungi; Ascomycota; Eurotiomycetes; Eurotiales; Aspergillaceae
Exons: 1
Coding region: 1-786 (261 amino acids)
Molecular function (GO): protein binding
Source: RefSeq, a predicted model, not a curated record